UAGACCGUCGUAUAGACACACACAAUCCUGAGUUGUAGAGUGAGUGAAAGAGAGAGAGAGAGGGGAAGAAGAUGGCAGGAGGAGCAGUGACGGAGUUGAGUAGUGGGAAGAUGUUCGGAGGAUACAACAAGAGAUACAAACAUUACAGUAACACACUUGGUUGUUCAAUGAACUUCCACAUUUACUUUCCCAAUUCUGAUUCCAACAAAUCAUUCCCAGUUCUUUAUUGGCUCUCUGGUCUCACUUGUACCGACGAGAAUUUCAUUUUCAAAUCCGGUGCUCAACGUGCCGCUUCCGAACACGGUGUUGCCUUGAUCGCCCCCGACACCUCUCCAAGAGGUUUGAAUGUUGAAGGUGAAGCCGAUUCCUGGGACUUUGGUGUUGGUGCGGGAUUUUAUCUCAAUGCUACGCAAGAGAAAUGGAAGAAUUGGCGCAUGUAUGACUAUGUUGUCAAGGAAUUGCCAAAACUUCUAAGUGAUUCCUUUCCACAGCUUGACACAUCGAAAGCUUCUAUAUUUGGCCAUUCCAUGGGUGGGCAUGGUGCAUUGACUAUCUACCUGAAAAAUCUGGAUAAAUAUAAGUCAGUUUCAGCCUUUGCACCAGUAGCAAAUCCUACAAAUUGUCCUUGGGGACAGAAGGCAUUCACAAAUUAUCUAGGUGACAAUAAAUCUGAAUGGGAGGAUUACGAUGCUACUCACUUGGUAACAAAGUUUCCUGGUGUAUCUGCCAGCAUUUUGAUUGAUCAGGGGGAAGAUGACAAAUUUCUGCAUGAUCAACUGCUACCUGGCAAGUUUGAAGAGGCGUGCAAGAAUGCAAAUGUUCCAUUGCUGUUACGCUUUCAACCUGGUUAUGAUCACUCUUAUUAUUUUAUUGCUACAUUCAUCGAUGAUCACAUCCGACAUCAUGCUCAAGCUCUUAGGCUUAAUUAAGUUCUGUGCACUCUGAUGAUCUAAAACUGUUCUGUACUUCAGUUAAACUUCACUGAAUCUUCGAAUUCUAUUUACAUGUGAUUUGAGAUACUUUGGUUGUUUAUAUUAGACUAUGGAAUUUCAUGUCUUCAUGCCAGUUCAAAACUAAUCGCAUGUUUAUGAAAUCAACAAGAUUAUUUGUUUA
Messenger RNA from Medicago truncatula (barrel medic), 1113 nucleotides. Its product is annotated as S-formylglutathione hydrolase. The record is from RefSeq and is a predicted model, not a curated record. The transcript has 6 exons. Gene Ontology annotation, molecular function: S-formylglutathione hydrolase activity. Gene Ontology annotation, biological process: formaldehyde catabolic process. Gene Ontology annotation, cellular component: cytosol. Bases 72 to 929 code for a protein of 285 amino acids. Lineage: Eukaryota; Viridiplantae; Streptophyta; Magnoliopsida; Fabales; Fabaceae.